Molecule: messenger RNA, 297 nt
Organism: Rhizoctonia solani
Lineage: Eukaryota; Fungi; Basidiomycota; Agaricomycetes; Cantharellales; Ceratobasidiaceae
Product: Retrotransposon-derived protein PEG10
Exons: 2
Coding region: 1-297 (98 amino acids)
Source: RefSeq, a predicted model, not a curated record
AUGGAGUUGGACUGGAAUGGUGCAGCCCUAUGUGGCCAAUUUGCACAAGGCCUCCACUGGGAGAAUGCAGCUCUAGUCAUUGACAACACCCUCCAAGAAGAGCACGCCAGCCACCUGCCUAAGGGUAUUAAGUCUGGUAGCUCAUCCACCCCCAACCAGGGGGCAAGUACUGGCCAAUUGGCCACAACAUCAAAGAAACUCUCUGACAACCCCAAUUACUUAUUGGAGGAAGAGCGUAACUGCCACCGUGCUGCUGGCUCCUGCAUCAAAUGCAGCAAAAUGGGGCACAAGUGUUAA